Messenger RNA from Solanum tuberosum (potato), 948 nucleotides. RefSeq lists its product as uncharacterized. The record is from RefSeq and is a predicted model, not a curated record. The coding region runs from base 1 to 948 and encodes 315 amino acids. The transcript is spliced from 2 exons. Lineage: Eukaryota; Viridiplantae; Streptophyta; Magnoliopsida; Solanales; Solanaceae.
AUGGGGGAUUAUAAUGCAGUGUUACAAGCUGAAGAUAGACCACAAAGUAGUCAAGUACAAGAUAUAGAGGUUAAAGACUUCAAUGAUUUCAUAAUAGACACUAGUUUGCAGGAGAUGAAAACAGUUGGGGGCACAUACACCUGGACGAAUGGGCAUACUUGCAGUAGGAUAGACAGGGCUUUAGUGAAUGCUGAAUGGAUGAUACAAAUGCCAAUUAUGGAGGUGCAUAUACUCAGACCAGGGAUAUCUGAUCAUUCUCCUUUGAAGAUUGCACUAGAAAAGAGGAGCCAAAAGAAGUAUAGAGCUUUUAGAUUCUUUAACUGCAUUGCAGAUCAUACCAGGUUCCUACCAAUAGUAAAGCAAGCAUGGCAAGGAGAGACAAAUGGGAGCAUGAAAGUUGUCUGGAAGAAACUCAAAAGAAUCAUCAGAGCUAUUAAAGAGUUGAAUAAUACUGAAUUCAAGGGAGUUAGGGACAUGAUUCAGACCAUUAGAACACAGCUACAUCAAAUGCAACAUGACAUGAUAGAUUACAGGCAAGUGAACGAUAAAAAGGACCAAGAGAAGGCACUGAAACAACAACUAGAGAAAUGGAGUCUAAUUGAGGAGAGUGCUAUGAGACAAAAGUCAAGGGUGCAAUGGCUGGCACAAAAUACUAUAACUAAUCUUACAACUGCUGCAGGUAUCAGUGUGUAUUCUCAAGAAGAAAUUGAAAAGGAAGCUAUUACAUUUUAUCAGGAACUGCUUGGUCAGAAUGCAUAUAGGUUGCCUAAUAUGGAUAAGCAAAUAAUGAAGGAAGGUGGGAAGUUGAAUAGAGAACAACAAUUGAAGUUAGCAGCUCCAGUUACAAAAAAGGAGGUGGUAUCUGCUUUGCAGGGAAUUAAUGAUCUAAAAGCUCCAAGGAAGGAUGGACUCAAUGCUGUUUUUUCAAGAAAGCUUGGCCAGUGGUAG